Seriola aureovittata is the source of this 4219-nucleotide messenger RNA. RefSeq names its product c2cd2 like (gene c2cd2l). The transcript has 15 exons. The coding region runs from base 364 to 2460 and encodes 698 amino acids. Gene Ontology annotation, molecular function: phosphatidylinositol transfer activity; phosphatidylinositol binding. Gene Ontology annotation, biological process: positive regulation of insulin secretion involved in cellular response to glucose stimulus. Gene Ontology annotation, cellular component: cytoplasmic side of apical plasma membrane. Lineage: Eukaryota; Metazoa; Chordata; Actinopteri; Carangiformes; Carangidae. The record is from RefSeq and is a predicted model, not a curated record.
GUCAAAUCAUCAUUGUAGAGACGUUACAGGGGUAGGAGGGUACGAUCAGCGGAGACUUUAAACCCACUGCAGCCUGUAUUGCACCAACAAAGAGCGGACAGCUUGUUUCGGAAUUGAUAGGUGACAGCAGACAGACAUCAGCCGAAACAUCGCUGAUGAGUCGGAGAUGGGACAAACACAUUAAUGUUGCUGCAUAUCGCCAUGAAGCCAGCUUCGUGUUACCGAUGCCGUGCUUUCGAUUCCCAGCAGCCUGCAGCUCGGACCGUCUAAGUUAAACGGCUAAAAGGAGCUGAUCUACUCUGACUGACAAGUCCUGAUAUUUCCAUCUGGACCUGGUGAUAUGAGAGGCUCCAGGAGACGGUGAUGGAGCUCCAGGAGUUGGGCUGGCUGUGUCUGGUGGGUCUCUUUCUAGCCUCCUUGCUCAUUGUGCUGGGAUGGCUGUUCCAGUACUUGAAGACCUUACAUCGCCUGUGGAGAGCCAGAGAGACCGUCAAGCAGGACAGGAGAAGACCAGCCUGGCAGCAGCUCUCCUUCACACAGCCGCGCCAGAGCCAGGGUGGAGGUGUGUGGGGCUUCCUGAUCAAGCUCCGCUCGGGUUGGGAUGGAGGACAUGCAGCUGAGGCCGGGGUUAAAGGCUUGUUUACCUCUCUGUUCUCUUUCAAGUCCUUCAGGGAGCACUGGCAGAGAACCUGGGUGAAAGCUCUGAAUGAGCAAGCCUGCAGACAGGGGAGCUCCAUCCAGAUCACUUUUGACAGCAGUCUCCAGUUAACUGCUGCCUCUGCAAUAGAGAGCGUGACCUGCACUGACCAAUCAGUACACCGAAUGGUUUUACACUGUAACUGUUGGGUGGACACAGUGACAUUUCCAGUGACGGUCACCCAGCAGUCACCCGCUGCUGUUUCCAUGGACACCUAUCAGAUCACUAUAGCACCUAUGGUGACAAAGGUGGUGGUGUGUCUGGAGGAGGUGGAGGAUGAGGGUCUGCUGAUGUCCUGGACUCUUUCCAAGCAGCCUUCAUUUUCCCUGACAGUGUCUCCCUGCAAGCUGCAGAGACAGGGCACCGAAGGUGAGGCAGACCUGGGCAUGAUUAAGGGACUGAUAGAGGACACUCUGUUCAGCACUCAGCCUGCCAUGGUCCUCAACCUCAAGACCUGUGUGUCCAGUCCUUUGGCCCCCAUGGACCAUCUGUCAGUGGGACUGAACUCUGUAUCCCAGAGUGUGUUGGUGCGGCGACUACAGCUCCGGCAGUUCAGGGCGACCUUAAGUAAAGGUCAGUGGUCUAGAUCAGAGGAGCUGUGCUGUGUCCUGAGCCUGGACCAACCCUCCACAGAGAGGACAACCCGCUUCCUGUCUGUGCCCAGCAACUCCAAUGCCCCACUGGAAUGGAGUGAAGAAAUUACUCUGGAGCUGGGCCCAGAAACCAAAGAGCUGAGUGUAAGGCUUCUGGAGCGAAAUGGCAAAAGGGAACAAUUCCUGCCUGGUCAUGCCUCCAUCGCCUUGGACCUCCAGUGCAAAGUUCCCACUGGGCAACAUACACUGUCAAUAAGCCCUGGCCACGGCUUGGCACCAAACGCUACUAUCACAGCAGAGCUGCUGUAUGAGGAAGCAGUGGAGCCUUGCGGCGCCCUCAAUGCUUUGCCACUUCGUUCCUCACUAACCCCCACCAAGAAAGUCGACGUGGACCGAACCAUCAUGCCAGAUGGAACCAUCGUCACCACUGUCACCACUGUCCAGUCUCGGCUUAAACUGGAACGCAGUCCAGGUGAUUCCCCUCUGUGUUCACCAUCCAAAGUGGAGGUGACUGAGAACAAACCCACCAUCUUGUCUGAUGGCAGAGGCAGCACCAGCCCCAACCCCAGCAAGAGCAGCCGCCUCUCUAAUGGCCUGGAUCCUGUUGCAGAGACGGCCAUUCGCCAGCUGACAGAGUCCGCCUCCAAAGUAGCUCGGAAGACACCAACAAAAAGGAGCACACUGAUCAUCUCAGGCGUGUCAAAGGUUCCACUCUCAGAGGAUGACUGUGCAUUAUCGAGCGGGUACGCUGCAGCCAUGGACGCAGCCAUGCAUGGCAACCAUUUCGGAGCGGGGCAUCACCAGGACCCUGAUGAAACCACACCCUCCGACGCGUCGGAACGUCCAUCUGUGGAUGAUGUGGAAUCAGAUACUGGUUCCACUGGUGCCUUGGAAACCCGCAGCCUCAAGGACCACAAAGUGGGCUUUCUGCAGAGUGGAACAAAGCUGCUAUUCCGCAGAAGACAUCGAGAGAAGGAGUCCUGCCUCAGCCAAUCCCAUGAAGACAUCUCUAAUAUGGGCAAUAACUUUGCUGCUGCCGCAGCCAGCAGCCACAAAAAGUCUGGCAGCUUCUCCCGGCGUCUCAUCAAACGCUUCUCUUUCCGCUCAUCAGGCAAAUCAAAAGGCAAAGGCAAUGCUGCCAACGGAGGAGCGAGCUCAAUGGAUAACUGAUUAUCAUUGUUUGGUUAGGACAUGGGUCAUCCUGACUUAAUAAGAUUGUUCUAAAGCCUCUGUUGAUACUGUCAGAAGAACAACUAAACCUUGUUGUCCAGUCUGUGACAGGUCGAACACCCCAGGCGGGUUAUAACCUGCGCAUGUUGAAAACAGGAUACCUCUGGGAGGGAUUUCCUCUGGAGAGAAAUUAUUGCACCUUCAGGACAGAAGUCAUGUUUAAUCACAUCACUGAGGUUUAAAUGUGAUUAUAAAAUCUGUUUCUUUCAAGGAGAAAUCUGCUGCUCAGUGAGGAGAAGGGAACAACUACAAUGAAAAGUUGUGUGCCCUGUUUGAACACAAGCUAUAGUGGGAGUAUUUGAUUGUGACAAAUGGUGGAAAUGCUCUUAAACUAUAUUGAUAUAAAAUGCCAGUAUAAAAUUAUUGGUUGCACUUUGGACUUGAGUUUUUUAAAAGCACAUGUAAAGUUCCUGGGUUGUAUAAAGGUAAUUUAUUAUUAUGUGGUUCUCAUGAAACAAGUGCUAUUUAUUUUACUCCCAAACAGUGAAUCACUAUAGUUGCAUUAUACUAUAAAAUAAAGACAUUGCUGUGUUUUUCCAUCCAAAUGUAAUUUUAAACACAUAGUUUAAGUGAAUUAAGCAUCAGUUGUAAUCUAGUUGUAAUGUUAAUUCUUAAUUGCUUAUACAUUGGUUUUAGAAUGUUGUUCAAUGUUGUAUCUUAUAUAAGAAGCAUAAAAAAUCAUAUAUUUAUUGUACUUUUUAUUUUAUAAAGGUACUUUGUGUGGAAAUUCAUUUGAAGUUUAGCUCAUAAAUGCAUUUCAGUUUGCUUUUGAAACUUCAACCAGCCAGGAUCUCUAGAAGACAAUUUAAGCUUGGCAAUGAGUUUAAUUUUUUUUAUAUUAUGACUGUAAAAGAAAACAUCAGGUCCUGCUUUCCUUGCAUCUCCUGUUGACUCCAAUAAGUGAAAAGUGCAUCUAAGCACAUUAUAAAGACUUCAGUUGAUGCUCAUAUGGACAUUUUAUGUAUAACUAUCAUUACUGUGCAGCAAGAUCGCAUACGGUAACCGUUUGAAAUGCUCUCAUGUGAUUAGCUCAUAAUCAUAACCUAUCAUGUACCAUUUAGGAGCAUUAUCAAAUUGCAUUUGUUUUUAAACAAAUUUAUGUCUCACAUGAGUAACAAUAUUGCAACAAUGCUGCAGUUGUUAGACAUCUUAAGGAGGUGAUACUCUGCUGAGGCAUUGUGAGGAACAAGUUUGCCAAAGUUUAUGACAAGGUGAUGGAUGGAGUGGAUGCACUCAGGGCUAGAAACAAAAUAGCUACUACCAACUAGAGAUAUGAGGAAACCGCUUCAUCCCUCUCGAGGCAUAACCAGUAUGUGAAAAUGUAUAUAAAUUUUUGGAUAUUUGUGUUUUUGUCAGAGAAAAUGAAAAAUCUUUUAACCAAAUGCAUUUAUUAUUGGACUUUAGAACAACCAAAUGAAAUCGUUUUUAUUUACUUUUCAUGUUUAUUUGCAUCAAUAAAAGAAAAGCUGUCAAAAGGGAACAAAAACAUGGAGCCAAUGUUGUCAAAAGGACUCUAAUGGACAAAAUUUCAACUAAUUCAAAAUGCUGAAGAAAUUAACAAAGCCACUUUGUUGUCUAAAGGCACAUUGUGUGGCUGGAAUGUGAAACAGGAAGUGGCUGCAAAUUGAAGAUGUGUAUAAUUUCUGUUGUUAUAUUUGAAAUGUUUAAUUUAUUGCAAAUAAAUUAUUUUUGAAGCUCA